This is a messenger RNA of Ixodes scapularis (black-legged tick), 689 nucleotides long. Its product is annotated as NADH-quinone oxidoreductase subunit B. Lineage: Eukaryota; Metazoa; Arthropoda; Arachnida; Ixodida; Ixodidae. Gene Ontology annotation, molecular function: 4 iron, 4 sulfur cluster binding; quinone binding; NADH dehydrogenase (ubiquinone) activity. Gene Ontology annotation, biological process: electron transport coupled proton transport; mitochondrial respiratory chain complex I assembly; aerobic respiration. The record is from RefSeq and is a predicted model, not a curated record. The transcript has 4 exons. Bases 9 to 659 code for a protein of 216 amino acids.
CCGUUUGGAUGCCCGGACGGAUGUCUGCGGCCCUCUUGCAUCGGCUUCUAGGCCCCCGGGUCGCAAAGGGAGCGGCGGCUGCCGUUCAGCUGCGGCUGAAUGCAUCCAAGGCGUCGUCGUCGGAACCGGCGGUCCAGUCAGGCCAGACCACCCCCGCCGUGAGGCCUUACUCUCCCUUCAAGCCCACCAAUACCGUCGAGUAUGCACUCGCUAGGGCAGACGACCUGCUCAACUGGGGAAGGAAGAACUCCCUGUGGCCGCUGACGUUCGGCCUGGCGUGCUGCGCCGUGGAGAUGAUGCACAUUGCAGCUCCCCGCUACGACAUGGACCGCUACGGAGUCGUCUUCCGCGCCAGCCCCAGGCAGGCUGAUGUCAUCAUUGUGGCCGGCACCGUCACCAACAAAAUGGCGCCUGCCCUCAGAAAGGUGUACGACCAGAUGCUGGAGCCCCGGUGGGUGAUCUCCAUGGGCAGCUGUGCCAACGGCGGGGGCUACUACCACUACUCCUACUCGGUGGUGCGCGGCUGCGACCGCAUCAUCCCGGUAGACAUCUAUGUCCCCGGCUGCCCACCAACUGCCGAGGCCCUGAUGUACGGGAUCCUUCAGCUUCAGAGGAAGAUCAAGCGCAUGAACACUGCACAAAUGUGGUACCGGAAAUAAACAUCUAGUCGCUCUUGUGUAGACCCCCCC